Molecule: messenger RNA, 411 nt
Organism: Rotaria socialis
Lineage: Eukaryota; Metazoa; Rotifera; Eurotatoria; Philodinida; Philodinidae
Source: the annotation of a GenBank genome assembly
AUGCAUUUCUAUCUACGUGCUGAUGUCCUUAAAGAUGAAUUUCAACGUCUUGAAUCUAUGACACAUUUAACAAAGGAAGAAAAAGAAUUUCUAAUUAAAGAAAAACAAGAUGUUUUAUUCAAAUCUUUUAUUACUUUUCUUGAAGCAGUUAGUCAAAUAACUCGUGCAUCUGCUGAAACACCACGUGAACAAACCUUUGAAAAAGACUAUAGUAAACAAAUUGAUGCAGCAAUUGAACAACUAAAACAACCUAUUACAUUAUCUAAUCCACACUCGUGUCGGCUUUAUUCAAUGUUACAUCGUACUGGUAAACGAUCAGGGACAAUUCAUUCUAUGAAUCAAAUAAGUCCAAAAUUAGCAGAAAUAAAACAUAGUGUUAUACCAAUUCCAGGCGAAGAUGGACACGUUUGA